AUGCUCGGCCUCCUGGAGAGCAAGGCCCCUGUGGGUUGGAUCAUAGGUGCUGCUGUGUCUAUUCUGCUGCUGCUGCUGCUACUGGCCAUCUGCCUUUUCCACGAACCACAGGACCAUGACAUGGAGAGGAACCUUCCAGCUGGAGGAGAACGCAGAGUCAGGAGAGCCCGGCGAGCCCAGCGUUGGCUCUUCCAGGGCUGGGGCCCUCUGGGAAACAUUCAUCAACAUCAUCAUCAUCACCACCACCCCGGCCAUGUGAAUCAGGGGCCCCGUGUGGGCCUCCAUCACCACAACCACCACCAGCUCCACCUCCAGCACCAUCACCUGCACCACUCUCCUCACCACCUCCACCAUGCCCACAGAGGCUGCCGCUGA
Messenger RNA from Marmota flaviventris (yellow-bellied marmot), 375 nucleotides. RefSeq names its product histidine rich carboxyl terminus 1 (gene Hrct1). The record is from RefSeq and is a predicted model, not a curated record. NCBI's taxonomy places the organism in Eukaryota, Metazoa, Chordata, Mammalia, Rodentia, Sciuridae.